AUAAAUCUUUACCCGGCGAGGAAUUUUUCGUCGCCGCUAUUGCAUUUUUCACUUGUCUUUUUUCUUUUUGUUCCGGUGGGAGGCGUAUUAGAUCAUGGCGGCGGAAAGGAUGGCGGCGACUUCGUCGGCGGUGGCUCUGUAUGUCGGGGAUUUGCAGCCGGACGUGACGGACGGCGAUCUCGUCGACGCGUUCUCGGAGUACAACGUCGAUUCUGUUCGGGUCUGCCGCGAUUCGUCCACGAGACUGUCUCUCUGUUACGGAUACGUCAACUUCCUCUCUCGUCAGGAUGCUGUCCGUGCUAUUGAGGAGAAAAAUCAUUCAUCAUUGAAGGGGGGACUUAUAAGGGUUACGUGGUCGCGUCGUGAUCCUUAUGCAAGAAGAAGUGGAAUUGGAAAUGUCUUUAUCAAGAAUCUGAGUGACUCAAUCGAUUGCGUGAAGCUCCAAGAAAUGUUUCAGAAGUUUGGUAAUAUAUUAUCAUGCAAAGUUGUCACUUCUGAUGAUGGAAAAAGUAAAGGAUAUGGCUUUGUCCAGUUUGAAUCUGAAAGCUCUGCGGAAGCUGCAAUUGAGAACCUCAAUGGGUCAACUAUUGAAGGCAAACAAAUGCUUGUGGCUAAGUUUAUGAAGAAGAGUGACCGAGCCAAUCCUAGUUAUGAAGAGUACACGAAUCUGUAUGUGAAGAAUUUGGAUACAAGUUUCUCUGAAGAAGUCCUCAGGGAGAAGUUCUCUAAAUAUGGAAAAAUUGUAAGCUUAGUCAUAUCGAAGGAUGAGAAUGGCGCAUCUAGAGGAUUUGGGUUUGUCAACUUUGAGAACCCCGAUGAUGCCAAACGUGCAGUGGAGGCUUUCAAUGGAUCAAAACUUGGCUCAAAGGUUUUGUAUGUCGCCCGGGCACAGAAAAAAUCUGAACGAGAUGAAAUCCUACGCCGACAAUUUGAGGAGAAAAAGAAGGAAUGGCGCCUCAAAUACCAGGCAUCGAAUGUCUAUGUGAAGAAUAUUGGCGAUGAUGUUACAGACGACGAGCUGAAGGAACAUUUUAGCAGAUGCGGCACAGUUACGUCAGCAAAGGUUAUGCGAGAUGACAAAGGAGUGAGCAAAGGGUUUGGAUUUGUUUGCUUCUCCACCCCAGAGGAGGCCACUAAAGCUGUUUGUACUUUCCGUGGUGGGUGUGCUUAUAUGCUGUCUAUUCUAUUAAGUCUAUAUAUGAAUGGGUACUUCAGGAUUCUCGAGUCUGUAAGUGAUACUUCGAUGUGCACGGGGUUAGUUUUGCAUAGAAAGCCACUGUAUGUGGCAAUUGCUCAGAGGAAAGAGGAUAGACAAGCUCAGUUGCAGCUCAUUCAUGCACAACGCAUGGCAGGAUUAGGAGGUCGAUCAACUAUUUUUCCUGGUGGGUACUCCCAGUUUUACUACCAAGCUCCUGGUGUCGUCUCACAAUUUCCUCCACAAAGUGCUGUGAUGUAUCAGCCUAGGGGAAUCGGGCCCGGAUGGAUGGGCAAUGGUCUUUCGAAUAUUUCUAGACCCGGAGUUCAUCCAUCUCCAGGCACAUUGGCACCUAAUAAUCCAAGACUGCACAGACAGAACAGUGGAAGGUUGAAUGGCCAUGGUUUUCCUCUGGGUGUUGCUCUGCCAUAUGCAUCACAGUUGCAGCAGCCAGAAGAUUCAAGGAACCAUCAGCCUAAUGUAUUUGGUACUGGACUGGCUGCUGGGGGCUCACAGAUGUUGAGUAGCAUGCUUGCUGCAGCUUCUCCAGAUCAACAGAAGCAUAUACUUGGCGAUCGUCUUUAUCCUCUUGUUGCUCAUCAUCAGCCUGAUCUUGCGUCAAAAAUAACGGGAAUGAUUUUGGAGAUGGACAACUCCGAGCUGCUUCUGUUGUUGGAUUCACCGAAGGCACUAGCAGCCAAGGUGAAAGAGGGAGUAGAGGUGCUAAAAAAUUCCAAGUCUAAAGUCUCGAAUAUCCAAGACCCAAUUCCUUCGAAGUACGUUUCUACUCAAGUUACUGUUAGUUGA
Molecule: messenger RNA, 2002 nt
Organism: Striga asiatica
Lineage: Eukaryota; Viridiplantae; Streptophyta; Magnoliopsida; Lamiales; Orobanchaceae
Source: the annotation of a GenBank genome assembly